Molecule: messenger RNA, 387 nt
Organism: Strongylus vulgaris
Lineage: Eukaryota; Metazoa; Nematoda; Chromadorea; Rhabditida; Strongylidae
Source: the annotation of a GenBank genome assembly
UUGCAUCCUUCUAGAAACGUGGCACCACCUCUUUUCUUCCCCAACGAUGCCGAUACGGAGUUGUAUAGGGAGAAUGCAAUUACGCAGCUGUUCAUGUUUGAUAACAGUUUCUUUGGGCAUUUGAAUAUUAUAUUAGUCAGUUACGCCUUAAAUGGCACCUUUUUGGGAAUGGUUCCAGCUUCAGGAAAGAUCCUACAACCUUGUGCACCACAUGAAGCUUCCCACAUUUUUGAGUUUGGCCGAGUGUACAAUUUUGAUUGCUACAUGUCUAUAGAUAGAGUGUUCGACAAGGAAGCCACAUUUUACGAAGCAUAUCUGAAGUUCUUUGAUGAGAAGGGUACACCACAGGUAUGUUCUAUAUCUCCAUUUACGCAAGCGUGGCUCUAA